This is a messenger RNA of Cydia pomonella (codling moth), 4994 nucleotides long. RefSeq names its product transitional endoplasmic reticulum ATPase TER94 (gene TER94). Gene Ontology annotation, molecular function: polyubiquitin modification-dependent protein binding; ATP hydrolysis activity; ATP binding. Bases 145 to 2556 code for a protein of 803 amino acids. Gene Ontology annotation, cellular component: cytosol; VCP-NPL4-UFD1 AAA ATPase complex; nucleus. The transcript has 16 exons. Gene Ontology annotation, biological process: mitotic spindle disassembly; autophagosome maturation; retrograde protein transport, ER to cytosol. The record is from RefSeq and is a predicted model, not a curated record. NCBI's taxonomy places the organism in Eukaryota, Metazoa, Arthropoda, Insecta, Lepidoptera, Tortricidae.
CUGGCAAUUCUGUCCUGAUCGACGAACAAAUGAAAUACGGCAACGUCACGUACGUUAGUGAGUAGGGGAGAUUACACAGCUCAAUCUUUCGGCGUCUCCAAUAAUUCGUAAAUUUUCUAAUUGUAAUUUUAAUUUGUGAUAAUAAUGGCAGACAAUAGGAGCCCGGAUGAUCUGUCGACUGCGAUCCUGCGCCGCAAGGACAGACCAAACCGCCUGAUUGUCGAAGAAUCUACCAGCGAUGAUAACUCUGUCGUCUCCCUCUCACAGGCUAAAAUGGAACAGCUCCAACUGUUCCGUGGUGACACCGUGCUCCUUAAAGGCAAGCGGCGCAAGGAGACCGUCUGUAUUGUGUUGUCGGACGAGAACUGUCCCGAUGAGAAGAUUCGCAUGAACCGCGUGGUCCGGAACAAUCUCCGUGUGAGGUUGUCAGAUGUGGUGUCUAUUGCACCAUGCCCGUCUGUCAAGUACGGCAAGCGGGUGCAUAUACUGCCUAUUGAUGACUCCGUCGAGGGACUGACUGGAAAUCUCUUCGAAGUCUACCUGAAGCCCUACUUUAUGGAGGCGUACCGCCCCAUCCAUCGCGACGACACGUUCAUGGUUCGCGGCGGUAUGCGCGCCGUGGAGUUCAAGGUCGUGGAGACGGACCCGUCGCCAUAUUGCAUCGUGGCUUCAGAUACCGUCAUACAUUGCGAGGGCGAGCCUAUCAAACGCGAGGAGGAAGAGGAAGCCCUCAACGCUGUCGGCUACGACGACAUCGGCGGCUGCCGCAAGCAGCUGGCGCAGAUCAAGGAGAUGGUGGAGCUGCCCCUGCGCCACCCCUCGCUGUUCAAGGCCAUCGGCGUCAAGCCCCCGCGAGGCAUCCUCAUGUACGGCCCGCCUGGUACCGGGAAGACGCUCAUCGCCCGCGCUGUGGCCAACGAGACUGGUGCUUUCUUCUUCCUAAUCAACGGUCCCGAAAUCAUGUCGAAGCUUGCCGGCGAGUCUGAAUCCAACCUGCGCAAAGCCUUCGAAGAGGCUGACAAGAAUUCGCCUGCCAUCAUCUUCAUUGACGAGUUGGACGCCAUCGCGCCGAAGAGAGAGAAGACUCACGGAGAGGUGGAACGCAGGAUCGUGAGCCAGCUGCUCACGCUUAUGGACGGCAUGAAGAAAUCGUCGCACGUGAUCGUAAUGGCCGCCACCAACCGGCCGAACUCGAUCGACGCGGCGCUGCGCCGCUUCGGCCGCUUCGACCGCGAGAUCGACAUCGGCAUCCCCGACGCCACCGGCCGCCUCGAGAUCCUGCGCAUCCACACCAAGAACAUGAAGCUGGGAGAUGACGUGGAUCUAGAACAGAUCGCCGCCGAAUCCCACGGCCACGUCGGCGCUGACCUGGCGUCUCUGUGCUCGGAAGCGGCGCUGCAGCAGAUCCGCGAGAAGAUGGACCUCAUCGACCUCGAGGACGACCAGAUCGACGCCGAGGUGCUCAACUCGCUGGCCGUCAGCAUGGAUAACUUCCGGUACGCGAUGACGAAGUCGUCCCCGUCGGCGCUGCGCGAGACCGUGGUGGAGGUGCCCAACGUGACGUGGACCGACAUCGGCGGCCUGCAGUCCGUCAAGCGCGAGCUGCAGGAGCUGGUGCAGUACCCCGUGGAGCACCCCGACAAGUUCCUCAAGUUCGGCAUGCAGCCCAGUCGCGGCGUGCUGUUCUACGGCCCGCCCGGCUGCGGUAAAACCUUGCUGGCCAAGGCAAUUGCUAAUGAAUGCCAGGCGAACUUCAUCUCAGUGAAAGGCCCAGAGCUGCUCACUAUGUGGUUCGGUGAAUCUGAGGCCAAUGUGCGAGAUAUCUUUGACAAGGCCCGCUCGGCGUCGCCGUGCGUGCUGUUCUUCGACGAGCUGGACUCCAUCGCCAAGUCGCGCGGCGGCUCCGUGUCGGACGCCGGCGGCGCCGCCGACCGCGUCAUCAACCAGAUCCUCACCGAGAUGGACGGCAUGGGCGCCAAGAAGAACGUCUUCAUCAUCGGCGCGACGAAUCGUCCCGACAUCAUCGACCCGGCUAUCCUGCGGCCGGGCCGCCUGGACCAGCUCAUCUACAUCCCUCUGCCGGACGAGAAGUCGCGCGAGGCCAUCCUGCGCGCCAACCUGCGCAAGUCGCCCAUCGCCAGGGACGUGGACCUGCUCUACAUCGCCAAGGUGACGCAAGGCUUCAGCGGCGCGGACCUGACGGAGAUCUGCCAGCGCGCGUGCAAGCUGGCCAUCCGGCAGGCCAUCGAGACCGAGAUCACGCGCGAGCGCGCCCGCCAGCAGCAGCAGGCCGGCAUGGACAUGGACGAGGAGGACCCGGUGCCGGAGAUCUCGCGCGCGCACUUCGAGGAGGCGAUGAAGUUCGCGCGCCGCUCCGUGUCCGACAACGACAUCCGCAAGUACGAGCUGUUCGCGCAGACGCUGCAGCAGUCCCGCGGCUUCGGGACCAACUUCCGGUUCCCGACCAGCGCCGGCGCCGGCGGCGGCACGGGCACGUCGGGCGGCGACCAGCCCACCUUCCAGGAGGAGGGGCAGGACGACGACCUCUACAGCUAAGCCACCAGCGGCUGCCCCGCCUCACUACAGUCGGUGAGUGUACGGUACCCGACCAGCCCACCUUCCAGGAGGAGGGGCAGGACGACGACCUCUACAGCUAAGCCACCAGCGGCUGCCCCGCCUCACUACAGUCGGUGAGUGUACGGUACCCGACCAGCCCACCUUCCAGGAGGAGGGGCAGGACGACGACCUCUACAGCUAAGCCACCAGCGGCUGCCCCGGCUCACUACAGUCGGUGAGUGUACGGUACCCGACCAGCCCACCUUCCAGGAGGAGGGGCAGGACGACGACCUCUACAGCUAAGCCACCAGCGGCUGCCCCGGCUCACUACAGUCGGUGAGUGUACGGUACCCGACCAGCCCACCUUCCAGGAGGAGGGGCAGGACGACGACCUCUACAGCUAAGCCACCAGCGGCUGCCCCGCCUCACUACAGUCGGUGAGUGUACGGUACCCGACCAGCCCACCUUCCAGGAGGAGGGGCAGGACGACGACCUCUACAGCUAAGCCACCAGCGGCUGCCCCGCCUCACUACAGUCGGUGAGUGUACGGUACCCGACCAGCCCACCUUCCAGGAGGAGGGGCAGGACGACGACCUCUACAGCUAAGCCACCAGCGGCUGCCCCGCCUCACUACAGUCGGUGAGUGUACGGUACCCGACCAGCCCACCUUCCAGGAGGAGGGGCAGGACGACGACCUCUACAGCUAAGCCACCAGCGGCUGCCCCGGCUCACUACAGUCGGUGAGUGUACGGUACCCGACCAGCCCACCUUCCAGGAGGAGGGGCAGGACGACGACCUCUACAGCUAAGCCACCAGCGGCUGCCCCGGCUCACUACAGUCGGUGAGUGUACGGUACCCGACCAGCCCACCUUCCAGGAGGAGGGGCAGGACGACGACCUCUACAGCUAAGCCACCAGCGGCUGCCCCGCCUCACUACAGUCGGUGAGUGUACGGUACCCGACCAGCCCACCUUCCAGGAGGAGGGGCAGGACGACGACCUCUACAGCUAAGCCACCAGCGGCUGCCCCGGCUCACUACAGUCGGUGAGUGUACGGUACCCGACCAGCCCACCUUCCAGGAGGAGGGGCAGGACGACGACCUCUACAGCUAAGCCACCAGCGGCUGCCCCGGCUCACUACAGUCGGUGAGUGUACGGUACCCGACCAGCCCACCUUCCAGGAGGAGGGGCAGGACGACGACCUCUACAGCUAAGCCACCAGCGGCUGCCCCGGCUCACUACAGUCGGUGAGUGUACGGUACCCGACCAGCCCACCUUCCAGGAGGAGGGGCAGGACGACGACCUCUACAGCUAAGCCACCAGCGGCUGCCCCGGCUCACUACAGUCGGUGAGUGUACGGUACCCGACCAGCCCACCUUCCAGGAGGAGGGGCAGGACGACGACCUCUACAGCUAAGCCACCAGCGGCUGCCCCGGCUCACUACAGUCGGUGAGUGUACGGUACCCGACCAGCCCACCUUCCAGGAGGAGGGGCAGGACGACGACCUCUACAGCUAAGCCACCAGCGGCUGCCCCGCCUCACUACAGUCGGUGAGUGUACGGUACCCGACCAGCCCACCUUCCAGGAGGAGGGGCAGGACGACGACCUCUACAGCUAAGCCACCAGCGGCUGCCCCGCCUCACUACAGUCGGUGAGUGUACGGUACCCGACCAGCCCACCUUCCAGGAGGAGGGGCAGGACGACGACCUCUACAGCUAAGCCACCAGCGGCUGCCCCGGCUCACUACAGUCGGUGAGUGUACGGUACCCGACCAGCCCACCUUCCAGGAGGAGGGGCAGGACGACGACCUCUACAGCUAAGCCACCAGCGGCUGCCCCGGCUCACUACAGUCGGUGAGUGUACGGUACCCGACCAGCCCACCUUCCAGGAGGAGGGGCAGGACGACGACCUCUACAGCUAAGCCACCAGCGGCUGCCCCGGCUCACUACAGUCGGUUUCGACCUUUUUCGGACUUCGACUGCAGUACCCGGGGCGUCUUAACAAACACGCGCGGGGCGCGUCCCACACGUACCAGGCCGGCAGCACACACACACACACACAUACACACAGCGAGACGAGGCCGGCUCCGCCCGCGCUCCAGUUCCAGGACUGACUUAUACUUAAGAUUAUCGGUGAACCACGUCCGUACGGGUGUAGCGGAUCCCGGGUUGCGGAAAUGUCUAUAAUGUCUAUAUUAAAUUCCAAUAUGUAUUCCCGAUUGGGUAUAAGUGUAUUUAUUUUGUCGAUCGAUUGAUAGCAUUUCUUUGUGUUCGGAUUCGCUUGUGUUUAGUUGUAAUUUGAAUAAUGUAGGCUCGCGGAGCCGUUAAGAUCAUAAUGAUAUAGUAUAAUUAUAAUUGUUAACUGUAUGGCAGAUCCUGUGCGUAGGCGACUAUUACACAAUAUCGCAGUGAUUUUUUAAUAAAAGAUUUUUAUAGACCAA